Messenger RNA from Danio rerio (zebrafish), 474 nucleotides. It is a transcript of the gene tmem43, whose product is annotated as transmembrane protein 43. Lineage: Eukaryota; Metazoa; Chordata; Actinopteri; Cypriniformes; Danionidae. The record is from RefSeq and is marked validated. Gene Ontology annotation, cellular component: endomembrane system; nuclear envelope; endoplasmic reticulum membrane.
GUGGAGCGUGUGCCUCUGCUGGGUGGUCUUCUGUCGGUGGGUCUUCAGCUCUUCUGUCUCUGCUCCUCCAUCUCUCUGUCUCUGCUCACCAUCGCCGCCGGCUGGAUCUACUAUCGCCCCCUGCUGGCCCUGUGUGUAGCGGCUGCUGCGCUAGUGCUGCCGCUAGCCCUGGCACACGCUAGAGCGCCCGCCAAGAAGAGGCAGUGACCCGACACACACACACACAGGCGCACACUCCAGUGACACGCAAGUACAUGUGUGUGUGACCUACUGCAGAAACAAAGGGUUGACCUCAUGUAUGACAGCGACACACACACACACACCCAUACAAACACACACACACAUACAAACACACACACACACACACACACCACUGUUACACCACACACAGACGUCAGCUGAGCGAGGCGCGUGAUUGGCUGCAGCACACACUGUGUUGAGUGAGAAUCUUCAAUAAAGCUCGUCCUGCAGCUC